CACUUGCUAGUUUACACAUUUCUUGAGCGGUGCUUUAACAAGACGCGCACCAAAAUACGCACCGCCGGCUCUGUUACUCUUUGUCACCACUGGAUCUAAACUCACUCACCUACCUAACGCGCUAUCAUCAGCAGUAUAAAACAGAUAUUUUAUAGCGCCAGGCAGCUUUUAAUUCUCUCACACUCGUCUGUGGCUAAGAAAUGAAUCAUAAAGCCCUUCUCCUGUGGAUUUUCCUACAGGGUGCUGCUGCGCUCUUUUCAUCCGCUUCUGGGGAAAACGCUGUUCUUAAAGAUGAAGAUGGUGGAUUGGAUGAGUUGUCAACAGACAGCACGGUUUUUGUUGGCGCCAUCAAGUACAACAUGAGAAGGAGUUUAGAUCUGGACCAAGAAGGCUGCUACCUGCAGGUUGGAAAGAAGGAGUGUAUAGAAGAGUGUGGCUUCAACGUUACAGCAAAGACCAUUUUCAUCAUCCACGGCUGGGCGAUGAGUGGGAUGUUUGAAAGCUGGAUGCAGAAGCUGGUCUCUGCAGUGAUGCAGCGUGAAACUGAGGCCAACGUGGUUGUCGUUGAUUGGAUAUCGUUUGCUCAGCAGCUGUACCACGACGCAGUCAACCACACCAACACUGUCGGCCAAGAUAUUGCUGCCAUGCUCAACUGGCUACAGGAAGAACAGCAGCUCCCUCUGAAGAAUGUGCAUCUGAUUGGUUACAGUUUAGGCGCUCAUGUAGCCGGCUAUGCAGGAACAUAUGUGAAGGGGACCAUCGGCAGAAUCACUGGUCUAGACCCAGCAGGACCCAUGUUUGAGGGUGUUGAGGAGCAGAGGCGCCUCUCCCCAGAUGAUGCUGACUUUGUGGAUGUUCUGCACACAUAUACUCGAGAGGCUUUGGGUGUCAGCAUUGGCAUCCAGCAGCCAAUUGGGGACAUUGACAUUUACCCCAAUGGUGGUGAAGUGCAGCCCGGCUGCACACUGAGUGAUGUGCUGACAGUGGCUGGAAAUUUCAUGGACGUGAUGAAAUGUGAGCAUGAACGUUCUGUGCACCUGUUUGUGGAUUCCUUGAUGAACAAGGACCACAUGAGCUUUGCCUUCCAGUGCACCGGCCCCGAUCGCUUCAAGAAAGGCAUCUGCCUCAGCUGUCGCAAAAAUCGCUGCAACAACAUCGGUUACAACACCAGAAAGAUGCGCAAGAGGCGUAACAGCAAAAUGUAUCUGAAGACACGUGCUGACACUCCCUUUGGAGGUUACCACUAUCAGAUGAAGAUGCACGUGUUCAACAGAAAACAGGCAGACAACGCAGAUCCCACCUUCCACGUCAAGUUAUACGGAGCCCAUACCGACACAGAAAAAAUAUCUGUUGAUGUCUAUGAGGGUACCAUCGGUCUAAACUUGACCAACACCUUCUUGGUGUUUACCGAGGAGGAUAUUGGUGACUUGUUAAAGAUCACUCUGAGCUGGGAAAGUGAAUCUGACUCCUGGAACUCAGUCUGGAAGAACCUUAAGAAGACGUUCUGGGCCUGGAACACAAAGCCUCCCAAACCUGUACUGCAAGUCCGGCGGAUUCGUGUAAAAGCUGGAGAAACGCAGAAGAAGUUUACGUUUUGUGCCCAAGAGAAUGAAAAAACUGAAAUUUCACCAGGAGACUCGAUAACUUAUGUGAAAUGUCGUGAUGGCUGGGAAGUGAAACCAAGAAAACGGCUGCCCAUGUAACAAUUCAGCACUCCAUUAACCAAUGCACCAUCACCAUGGAGGACCCAACCUGGAUCAAUGAGAAGCCCUGCCUUCUCUUUAUUUGAGCACUUUUCAUUGGAGGAUCAGCACGCGGUGAGAGGGGCUUGACUGGACUCUAUACUGCACCAGAAGGGUUUCCCUUAAUUUCUGGAAACAAAGACUCUAAGUCUGUCUAGUCUGCAAAACAGCUGGAAAGUGACAUGCAGAUUGGAAGUGAUGGGCAGCCACGAAUUUGUCUAUUUGCCCGGGGAGUUACAGACCGUUCCUUUGUGUGGACUAGUGUCGUAGAUUUACAGAUCUGUGCCAGUGGACAUAAACCAGCAAUUGUAGUCGCUGUACUGUACAUUUUUAAAUAUUUUAUUUAUGAAAAAAAUGGAAGCACUGCAAGACCAAUGUUAUUUAUGAGCACAUCCCAUGAUGAAGCGCGUGUUGAAUGCAUUUUGCCUAGAUGCAGUAUUUGUGUGUUUGUGUAUGUUUUUUCUGUUUGUGUGUGUGUGUGGGUGUCUUUGUUUGUGCUUGUUGUGACCAAGAAGUGUGCCUUUUCUGCUGAGAGAUUACUGAUACACUGUAUAACUGAAGGAGAUACACGAUCUCAUUGCACACAAUCUUUCUGAAACUUUGUGCAUAGUGUUGCUGUUACUGUAUGUGGCUUAUUUUGGGGGUGUGUGUACAUAAUGUAAAUAACUUUUUGGAAAAUAAAGUCACCUGUUAUUUGUAGAAA
This is a messenger RNA of Larimichthys crocea (large yellow croaker), 2445 nucleotides long. RefSeq names its product lipase, endothelial (gene lipg). Bases 201 to 1703 code for a protein of 500 amino acids. Gene Ontology annotation, biological process: lipid catabolic process. The transcript has 10 exons. Gene Ontology annotation, molecular function: protein binding; lipoprotein lipase activity. NCBI's taxonomy places the organism in Eukaryota, Metazoa, Chordata, Actinopteri, Sciaenidae. The record is from RefSeq and is a predicted model, not a curated record.